Molecule: messenger RNA, 2073 nt
Organism: Knipowitschia caucasica
Lineage: Eukaryota; Metazoa; Chordata; Actinopteri; Gobiiformes; Gobiidae
Source: the annotation of a GenBank genome assembly
AUGUGCGUUUCACAUUCAAGCCGAUCGAUCGUGAGCGUGUGCAGCAGUUUAUCCUGGGCUCCUGAAGCUGCAGCACGUCAGCAGCUCCCCUCAGAGGAGGGGUGGAUAAAUAAAGCCAUAAAGGAUGCUUUGAGUCCGGCCGAGGUGGAGAGGGGGCUCAUUCAAAUAGACGCCCGGCUGUUGGCCGCUGCAAUGCAGAGGAGACCGGGAGCUGCCGGCAGAGGAGGGGGUGUGGCAGGACAGCGGAGCAGCGCACGUACUCCAGAAGCUCUCCUGAGGGACAGAACAACGAGAGAGCUGUGCUGGCAGAGGAGAGCAGAGGGCAGGACGUCCUGGCUGCAGCCACCGAACCGGACCACUAAGAGCGGGGGGAGGCCAGCACACAGGGUCCAUCGGGUCAGGAAGAUGCCCUCUCGCUGCAGAAAUGCGGUGAACAUUGUGGUCACGACUCUCUUUGCAGCUGUGGUCCUGUUCACAAUCCUGCUGGCCUAUGUGACAGGAUACCAGUUCAUCCACACCGAGCAGCACCACCUGUCCUUCGGCCUGUAUGGAGCCUUCCUCUCGCUGCACCUCCUCCUGCAGAGCCUCUUUGCCUUCCUGGAGCAUCGGCGCAUGAGGGCCCCGGCUCGGCCCCAGCACCUGCGCCGCACCGUGGCCCUUUGCAUCGCGGCCUUCCAGGAGGACCCCGACUACCUGAGGAAGUGCCUGCGCAGCGUCCGUCGGAUCUCCUACCCCGGACUCAAGGUGGUGCUGGUGGUGGAUGGAAACAGGCCCGAGGACCGCUACAUGCUGGACAUCUUUCAGGAGGUGAUGGGCGGCGUGGAUCAUGCCGGGAGCAUGGUGUGGAAAGGGAACUAUCACAGUGACGGCAGCGGAGGCGCACUGACCAACAACAACACGGUGCACAUGGAGGAAGCUGCGAGGGUUUCCCGUCUGGUCAGGGGCUGCCGCUUCUCCUGUGUCAUGCAGGAAUGGGGCGGGAAGAGGGAAGUCAUGUACACUGCAUUCAAGGCCUUAGGAGACACCGUGGACUAUCUGCAGGUCUGUGACUCGGACACCGUGCUGGACCCUGCUUGCACUUUAGAAAUGCUGAAAAUAAUGGAAGAAGACCCCAUGGUGGGAGGGGUUGGGGGAGACGUACAGAUAUUGAACAAGUAUGACUCGUGGAUUUCUUUUCUGAGCAGUGUGCGUUACUGGAUGGCCUUCAACAUUGAGCGUGCGUGUCAGUCAUACUUUGGCUGUGUGCAGUGCAUCAGUGGUCCUCUGGGGAUGUAUCGAAACUGCUUACUACAGCGCUUUCUGGAGCCCUGGUACCACCAAACCUUUUUGGGCUCAAAGUGCAGUUUCGGAGACGACCGCCAUCUCACCAACCGCGUUCUAAGCUUUGGCUUCAAAACAAAAUACACGGCUCGUUCACAAUGUCAGACUGAAACUCCAACACAGUACUUGCGUUGGCUCAACCAGCAAACCAGAUGGAGCAAGUCAUACUUUCGUGAGUGGCUCUACAAUGCUCUCUGGUUCCAUAAGCACAGCCUUUGGAUGACCUACGAGUCUGUAGUGACUGGAUUCUUCCCUUUCUUUUUGGUGGCUACAGUGAUCCACCUGUUUUACAGAGGGAGACUGUGGAAUAUCCUGCUCUUCCUGUUGACAGUGCAGCUGGUGGGCAUGGUCAAAGCCACCUAUGCGUGUUUUCUGAGAGGCAGCCUGGUCAUGAUCUUCAUGUCACUCUACUCCCUGCUCUAUAUGUCCAGUCUGUUACCAUCUAAGAUCUUUGCCUUGCUCACCAUUAACAAGGCCGGAUGGGGCACUUCAGGGCGAAGGAAGAUAGUUGUGAACCUGAUUGGGGCUGUGCCCGUCACUGUGUGGGCUCUGGUGCUGUUGGGAGGUGUUGUCUACACUAUUUACUGUGAAACCCAGGAGGCUUUUAGUGAAACAGAAAAAGCCUUAUUAAUAUCAGGGACAAUAUUAUAUGGCUGCUACUGGAUAAUUCUACUGGUCCUUUAUUUGGCCAUUGUAGCCAAGAGGUGUAACAAGAGAGAGGAGCAGUAUGAGCUGCCGUACACUGUGGGAUAA